AUGAACGUCAACAAGAAGCUCGACCGGUUCAAGCAAUGGGCGGGAGAGCGCAUGGGCGGAGAGGUCAAGACGAACACGUCGGAAGACUUCAAGAUGCUGGAGACGGAGAUGACCUUGAGGCACGACGGCAUGGAAAAACUACACAAGUCCAUGAACAUGUACAUCAAGUCCCUCUCCAAGCGCAGCGAAGUCGAAGACCGCGAGAAGACCUUGCCAGUCGCCUACCUGGGCUCGACCAUGAUCAGCCACGGCGAAGACUUUGAGCCGGAUUCAGAGUUUGGCAUGUGUCUGUCCGCGAUGGGCCGAGCGAACGAGAAGAUCGGCCGCAUGCAGGAAUCGUACGUAGCCAACGCUACCUCAAGCUGGCUUGAGUCGCUGGAGCGGUCGUUGGCUCAGAUGAAGGAAUACCAGACCUCCCGCAAGAAGCUCGAGCAACGCCGCCUUGCGUACGAUGCCUCCCUGGCCAAGAUGCAGAAGUCGAAGAAGGAGGAUUUCCGGAUGGAAGAAGAACUGCGUUCCCAGAAGGCCAAAUACGAGGAGUCUAGCGAGGACGUGUUCCGUCGGAUGCAGGACAUCAAGGAGGCAGAGGUGGAGAGCGUGACAGACUUGACGGCUUUCGUGGACGCGGAGCUGGCCUACUACGAUAAGUGCAGGGAUGUCCUCGUGCAGCUGAAGCGAGACUGGCCAGCGAAAAGUGCCAAUGGAGCAGACUCUCGCGAUGCCCGCCGAGCUCCCCGCUCUCGCUCCAACACGACCUACAGCGACCGCUUCACCAGCGUCGAAAACGACCACGAAUCCGUCCCCAAGUCGACGAUCCCCCGUCUCCCAUCCCGCAGCACAACCCAACGCACCGACUACUUCGACUCCGAGCCCCCAGCCCCCGCUCUCCGCCCCAAGAUGAACCGCUCCAUAACACACGACGCCCCCUCCCCGACUCGGCGCCGCGACAUCUCUCCACCCCCAAUGCCGCGCAUGUCGCGCGUCCCAACCGAGCCCUCCAUCCUCCUCGCCAACCGCUCCCAGCUGCGCCCCGUCCGCAGCCGCGGCAACCCCAACCCCGCCACCGUCUUCGACGACCCCUCCGACGACUCCGCGCUGCCGGACAGCAGCAGCCCGACGGAGCGGUCGUACGGGCGCGCGAGGUCGAUCAGCCCGGCGACAUCAUAUGGCAGCGGGAUGUCGAGGAAUGCGAGUUGGUCUACGUCCGAGACGCCGGCUUCAGUCGGGUCGGCGAAGAAGGCUCCACCGCCUCCUCCACCGAGUAGGGCCAAGAAGCCACCGCCGCCGCCGGUUAAGAGAAGUGCGCUUAGUAGUGCUGAGGGGGCUUAUGAUUGA
Coniosporium apollinis CBS 100218 is the source of this 1335-nucleotide messenger RNA. RefSeq lists its product as uncharacterized. The record is from RefSeq and is a predicted model, not a curated record. Gene Ontology annotation, molecular function: protein binding. Bases 1 to 1335 code for a protein of 444 amino acids. Gene Ontology annotation, cellular component: cytoplasm. The transcript has 4 exons. NCBI's taxonomy places the organism in Eukaryota, Fungi, Ascomycota, Dothideomycetes.